AUGCCCGAUCCAUCGCCUGGUGUCAACCAUGCUGACUCCAUUGAAUCGCAACUCGACACAGGAAAAAAGGAUGACAAGAAGAAGAGCCGCCGACCAGCGAAUACGGCAUUCAGACAACAACGUUUGAAGGCAUGGCAACCAAUCUUGACGCCCAAGACGGUCCUGCCUCUGUUCUUUACGAUUGGAAUCAUAUUUGCCCCUAUCGGCGGGCUCUUGCUCUACGCAAGCGCGAAGGUCAAGGAAAUCCGCAUCGACUACACGCACUGCCUUACGGAAGCGACCUCCACUCUUGGUGAAAUGGACUCGAAGUACAUCAGCACUGCAUUUAAGAGCGACGACCAGACGAAGAACGCCGAGUGGGCUGUGACAGACAUCGAUGUCACCGACGGACCGAUAACAUACUCAGCGAAGCAAUGCAGAAUCCAGUUCAGAAUCCCGGAGGAUAUGGGGCCGCCUGUACUGUUCUACUACCACCUCACAAACUUCUACCAGAAUCACAGACGCUAUGUCGCUUCCUUCUACGACAAGCAGCUUAAAGGAAAUGCCGAGUCCUCAGGCAACGUCAACAGCUCUUCCUGUGAACCCCUUGAGUGGGAUUCGCAUGCCAAGAAGCCUUACUAUCCCUGUGGUCUGAUUGCGAACUCCAUGUUCAACGAUACGUUCACUUCGCCCCGCAUGCUCCAAGAGGACUCGAUUUACCCGAUGAAGAAUAACUCGGGUAUCGCCUGGGCGUCCGAUGCUGAACUCUACGGGGAAACCAAGUAUGACCCAGCUGAUAUCAUGCCGCCGCCAAACUGGAGGGUCCGGUACCCUAAUUACACCACUGAGCACCCACCACCCAACAUCGCCGAGUGGCAGGCCUUUCAGGUUUGGAUGAGGACCGCUGGAUUGCCGACUUUCAGCAAACUCUACCAGCGCAACGACGACGAGACCAUGAAGGCCGGCACCUACGAGGUCAACAUCACUGAUAACUUCCCGACCACUGAGUACAAGGGAAGCAAGUCCAUCGUCAUCACCACACGCACGAUCAUGGGUGGCAGAAACCCAUUCCUGGGUAUCGCUUACAUAGUAGUCGGUGGCAUGUGCAUCCUCCUGGGUGUGAUCUUCACUGUCACUCAUCUUAUCAAACCGAGAAAGCUCGGUGACCACACUUACCUCUCCUGGAACAACGCACCCGGCUCCAAGCCGGGUGCCGGCCCUAGCUCAGCAAUGGCCUCAGGUCGCGAAGUACGACCCGGCGAAGCUUAG
Molecule: messenger RNA, 1248 nt
Organism: Colletotrichum orchidophilum
Lineage: Eukaryota; Fungi; Ascomycota; Sordariomycetes; Glomerellales; Glomerellaceae
Product: LEM3 family/CDC50 family protein
Exons: 7
Coding region: 1-1248 (415 amino acids)
Cellular component (GO): plasma membrane; endoplasmic reticulum; Golgi apparatus
Source: RefSeq, a predicted model, not a curated record